AUGUCGUGCCUGUUGCUGGGAGUCAUACGAAGGCAUGGUGGCGUUGGGGCAAGUGUCGGGGUUCGGUCCCUGGCCUCCAUCCCCUCGCUGCCCCCGGCGGUGGCCGAGUUUGUGAAGGGAGCGGUGGCUGAAUGUAAGCCCGCCGGUGUGCACGUGGUGACGGGGACGCCGGAGGAAGCGGCCAACAUCCUGGCAGGUCUGGAGAGGGACGGGAUGGUCAAGAAGCUCUCCAAAUAUGAGAACUGUUGGUUGGCGCGUACAGACCCGAAGGACGUUGCUCGGGUGGAAAGCAAGACUGUGAUUGUGACCAAGAGCCAGAGGGACACCAUCCCCAUCCCUGCUGGAGGGGCGAAGAGCCAGCUGGGCAGCUGGAUGAGCGAGUCUGACUGGCAGAAAGCCAGACAGGAGCGUUUCCCGGGCUGCAUGGCAGGUCGGACCAUGUAUGUGAUUCCCUUCAGUAUGGGUCCUGUAGGCUCCUCUCUGACUAAAUAUGGUGUCCAGGUGACGGACUCACCUUACGUCGUGGCCAGUAUGGGGAUCAUGACGCGCAUGGGCUCUCCGGUCCUGAAAAAACUGGCCGAAGGAGCGGAGUUCGUCCGCUGUCAGCACUCUUUAGGACGACCUUUACCCCUCAAAGCCCCUCUGGUCAACUCGUGGCCCUGUAACCCAGAGAAGGUGCUGAUAUCUCACCUGCCAGACACCAGGCAGAUCAUGUCCUUCGGCAGCGGCUAUGGAGGAAACUCUCUUCUGGGGAAGAAGUGCUUCGCCCUCCGCAUCGCCUCCCGCAUCGCCAAGGAUGAAGGCUGGCUGGCUGAGCACAUGCUGAUCCUGGGUAUUACCAACCCUCAGGGAGUGAAGCGCUACGUCGCGGCGGCGUUCCCCAGCGCCUGUGGUAAAACCAACUUGGCCAUGAUGAAACCAACUCUGCCAGGCUGGAAGGUGGAGUGCGUGGGCGACGACAUUGCGUGGAUGAAGUUCGACAGCCAAGGGAAGCUCAGAGCGAUCAACCCAGAGAACGGUUUCUUCGGCGUAGCUCCCGGCACCUCGGACAAAACCAACCCCUACGCCAUGGCCACCAUCGUCAAAAACACCGUGUUCACCAACGUCGGAGAGACCAGCGACGGAGGAGUGUGGUGGGAGGGCCUCGACCCCCCCGCAGCCGGGGUCAAACUCACAGACUGGCACGGAAAAACCUGGCAGAAAGGAAGCUCAACCCAGUGUGCCCACCCCAAUUCCCGCUUCUGUGCCCCGGCGUCCCAGUGUCCCAUCAUUGACCCCCGGUGGGAGAGCGAGGAGGGCGUUCCCAUCGACGCCAUCAUCUUCGGUGGCAGGAGGCCGGAAGGAGUCCCUCUGGUCUACGAGUCUUUCAACUGGCAACACGGAGUCUUUGUUGGAGCCUCCAUGAGGUCUGAGGCCACGGCAGCUGCUGAACACAAAGGCAAGAUGAUUAUGCACGACCCCUUUGCCAUGCGGCCGUUCUUCGGCUACAACUUUGGCGACUACCUCGCUCACUGGCUGAGCAUGCAGAACCGAAAGGCCCCCACCCACCUGCCCAAGAUCUUCCACGUCAACUGGUUCAGGAAGGACCCCGCGACCGGCGCCUUCCUCUGGCCAGGCUUCGGCGAAAACGCCCGCGCGCUGGAGUGGAUCUUCAAGCGCUGCAGCCGGGAGAGGGAGGACGAGGCGGCCAAGAAGAGCAUCAUCGGCUGGCUGCCGGAGGACGGCGCCAUCGACACUAAAGGCCUGACCGGCAGCGUGGAUAUGGGCGCCCUGUUCGACGUGCCCAAGCCUUUCUGGCAGAAGGAGACGAAGGAGCUGAGAGCCUACUUCACUCAGCAAGUCGGAGCUGAUCUGCCGGCUCAGGUGGAGGCCGAGCUGAAGGCGCUGGAGGACAGAGUGCACAAAUAAAACGCUACUGACAGGAAGUUCAUCCAGAAACAGGGAGGUAGUCACUGUUGACUCAGCAUUCAGAUCAUUAGGGUGCAAUCAGAGUCACUGGCUGGGUUUAUAUACACAGAGAACACAGUUUGGGUUUUAUGCUGACAGGUCACUGUGGCUUAGAAACAAUGCAGUCAAAGAUGGUUUAUGGAAGCCACAUUUUGGGAUCUCCAUGUUAUAUGUUGAGAAAAAACCUUUCAGAAAAGGUAGACAUGUAUUUGUUCAAUCAUAGGUUGAAUAAAAAGCUGGCUAGUAGUUAACUUCCUGUUUGCAUGAAGACACAGCCAGUGACUCUUGCUUCUCUCUUUAAUGAAGAGAUUUCUUUUAAGAAUUAAAUAUCAGAGAUAAAAAGCUAAUAAUCUACACUGCAAUAACUUGUGAUACGACUUCACACUAAUGCUGUAACCUUGAUGGAGACUGGUGCGAGGUUGGUGGUAGGAGGGAUGUUUGAAGGUUAGAUUUCUGUGACGUCAAACUUAUGUAGAGAAGCUAAUGUCGAUACCUCCAUUCACUCACAAGACCUGGCAUGGUACUAAAGCACAAUCAACAUAGCCUCAUGGUGCCUUUUGAGACUUUAAACAAUACAAUGUUUACAAGCUGAGGCCCAAAGAUCUUUUUUUUUGGCAAAAUUCUGACAAAAAGUAGAUAAAGUUUUAACAUUUUUACUCAUAAAAUGUUUUUCAAUAAAUUUUAGUACCAGAUCUUUUAGUACACCAUUGACUGAGUCUCAUGAAAUGCCCUUUGAGCUUGAUAUUCAAAUAGAUAUAUAUAUAUAUAUAUAUCAGAAGUCCAUUAACUUCUCCAAAACACCGUAGUAGGUUCCCAUUGGGAAUUACUAUGCAUAAUUCAUCUUGCCACUUUUGUAAUGUUUGUGAUUAAUUUGUUUGAUUUCAGGUGAUGUUUACACACAAUUAUGUGAAAUGUUGGACCAAUAAAUGCAACUGAGAUUAAUAGGUA
Sebastes umbrosus (honeycomb rockfish) is the source of this 2895-nucleotide messenger RNA. It is a transcript of the gene pck2, whose product is annotated as phosphoenolpyruvate carboxykinase 2 (mitochondrial). Gene Ontology annotation, molecular function: GTP binding; manganese ion binding; phosphoenolpyruvate carboxykinase (GTP) activity. The transcript has 11 exons. NCBI's taxonomy places the organism in Eukaryota, Metazoa, Chordata, Actinopteri, Perciformes, Sebastidae. Gene Ontology annotation, cellular component: mitochondrion; cytosol. The record is from RefSeq and is a predicted model, not a curated record. Gene Ontology annotation, biological process: hepatocyte differentiation; cellular response to glucose stimulus; cellular response to dexamethasone stimulus. The coding region runs from base 1 to 1908 and encodes 635 amino acids.